ACUUUUAUUUAGGAUGUCCUGAGUCCUGAGUUGAGGAAUGAGGUUAUAAAAUGAUUUUAGACCAAGCAAGUUUAGUUUUGUAUCGGCUGAAUAAUAAUAUUUUUUAUUCUGAUUAAUAAUAUUUUAAUUCUGAUAUCUCGUCCAGCAACUUAAUUAUAUUGCAAUUAUUGCAAUUGAAUCACAAACAGCAGUUUGACUGAAAAAGAAAAGGCAAAGAAUAGUUUUAUCCCAUCAUGAAUCCAGUAUUGAGGGUUUUUUACAUUUUUUACUUGCUCAUAAAUCAAACCCUGGACCCUGGUAAUCGCCUAUUCUACAGUUGGCUACUAUGUUUGGUUUAACCAGUAAACUCGUUCUUUACAUAUGAAGUCUGAGACAAUUGUCAUGGAUGAAGACAUAAUCAAAGAAGAGAUUGAUAUCGACUACAGCAUGUCCUGUAUUCGCAAGCAGGAAGUUUUGGUUGACGAACAGGUCUUAUCUAACCCUAGCUGUUCACUGACUGUUAAAGAGGAGGAAACAUUUUCAACUGAAGAAGGUACAAGAGAAGGAGAUGAACUAGAAAAGGAAAGGACAGUAAUCAAAGAGACAACCUUGCCCGUUGCUUAUGUCAGACUGGUCCGUUUGGAAGUACUGGAUAGUAAUGCAAGAAGACAAUACCAGAACCAGAGCUCAGAUCAUGAAUUCGUGUCUCCAUCAGCUGGUAGUUGUGGUGAUUCCUCUGAAGAAGAAAAAAUAAAAGAAAACAGUGAAUCACAAGAUGGAAACAAUGAAAUAGUAGAAACACAACCUAAUCAAAAUCGAGAUGACAUAGAUCAGGGAGAUAGAAAUGCAACACUCAAAACGAUAGUUACAAAGCCUCAUCAGUGUUCAUUCUGUGCAAAAAGUUUCUCUCGAGCUAGAUAUCUGAAUGACCACAUGCGAACUCACACCAAAGAGAAACCUUACAAGUGUGUAGUCUGUGAGAAAUGUUUCUCUCUAUCUAGUACUUUGAAUGUCCACAUGCGAACUCACACCAAAGAGAAACCUUACAAGUGUACAGUCUGUAAGAAAUGUUUCUCUGUUUCAUAUAGAUUGAAAGUCCACAUGCGAACUCAUACCAAAGAGAAACCUUACAAGUGUACAGUCUGUAAGAAAUAUUUCUCUGUUUCAUAUAGUUUGAAUGUCCACAUGCAUACUCACACCAAAGAGAAGCCUUACCCAUGUACAGUCUGUACAAAAAGUUUCUCUCUAUCUAGAAUCUUGAAUAUCCACAUGCGAACUCACACCAAAGAGAAGCCUUAUCAGUGUACAGUUUGUACAAAAAGUUUCUCUGUAUCUAGUAACUUGAAUGUCCACAUGCGAACUCACACCAAAGAAAAGCCUUACCAGUGUACUGUCUGUAAAAAAAGUUUCUCUGUAUCUCAUGAAUUGAAUGUCCACAUGCGAACUCAUACUAAAGAGAAGCCUUACCAGUGUUCAGUCUGUGCUAGGAGCUUCUCUCAGUCCACUCAUUUGAUAGUCCACAUGCGUACUCACACCAAAGAGAAACCUUACGAGUGUUCAGUCUGCACAAAACACUUCUCGCAGAGUAGUCAUUUGAAAGUACACAUGCAUACUCACACCAAUGAGAAGCCUUACCAGUGUUCAGUAUGUACAAAAAGUUUCUCUCUAUCUGGUCAUUUGGUUCUUCACAUGCGUACGCACACCAAAGAGAAGCCUUACCAGUGUACAGUCUGUACAAAAAGUUUCUCUCAAUCUAGUUCUUUGAAUGGUCAUAUGCGUAGUCACACCAAAGAAAAGCCUUACCAGUGUAAUGUCUGUAAAAAAUGUUUCUCUCUAUCCCAUGAAUUGAAUAUCCACAUUCGCACUCACACCAAAGAGAAGCCUUACCAGUGUUCAGUCUGUACUAAGAGCUUCUCUCAGUCUACUCAUUUGAUAGUCCACAUGCGUACUGCUCACACCAAAGAGAAACCUUACCAAUGUUCAAUCUGUACCAAACGUUUUCCCACAUCUAGUAAUUUAAAUAUCCACAUGCAUUCUCACACCAAAGAGAAAUCUUUCAAGUGUGCAGUCUGUAAGAAACGUUUCUCUAUUCCAAGUACUUUGAACGAUCACAUGUGUACUCACAGCAAAGGGAAGCCAUAGCGUUUUACAGGCUGUACAAAGAGUUUCUCUCGGUGAGAUCAUUUGCAUGUCCACUUGCUUACUCACAGCAAAAAGAAGAAGAAGUCUUACAAGUCUUAAAAAAAAGAAGUCUUACAAGUGUACAGUUUGUACGAAGAGCUUUACUGUGUCUUGUAAUUUGAAUCUCCAUUUGUUCAUACACUAUACCAUUUUAAAUCUUGCACUUUCAUUAGCCUGAUUCCUUUCCUGCCUGACAAUACUUUUUGGAGGUUGAUAUGUUGAGAACUGUCAAUACAACAGAGAAUUUUAAAAUAAAAGUAAAAAAAUGUUCACUUCAAUUCCUUUGCCAACUAUCACAACGGCUCGAUCAUCCCUUUGCAGGCCAACCUUGAAAAACGUUUUCUUUCAUGUGCAGCUUCGUGAAGGUGGAGAGUAGUGAUUUGAAGGUGGUAGGAGAGGGGGAAUGCGCAGGAUGACCCCAUUCAGAGCAAUUGCUUUGUGGUGAAGGCCAUGUUGGUCUGACUGACUUCCUUUGUCAGCACACCUCUGCAUAUUUUUCCAGGGUCUCACAGUAUACAGGUGUCCCACAAAAGGUGUAACAGCCAAAGACCAUAGAUUCUACAUGACAUUUGCAAUAAAAAAAUACCAGAAACAUUUCUAUGACCUUAAUUUUCGAAAUAUUUUGAUAUUUUUGAAAACGUCAAUAACUAGAUAACUAUCAGUCAAAAUCUAAUUCUAAGGAUGUGGUUGGAAAGAGGAUGAUAAGAUAAUCCUAUAAGAUUCAUAUAAUUUAUCCCUUUGACGUCUUUGAACUUUUCAUGGGUUCAACUCAAAGUUGAAAAAUUGCAUUCAUUGAGCUCAAAGCCAGAUUACAACAGUUAGAACGCUCAUAAAAAGUUCAAAAAAGGAACAAAUUAUACGAAUCUUAAAGGUUGAUAUAAGAAUAUAUUUUGUUGCAAAUUCUAUGUAAAAUCCAUGGUCUUUUGGGUGUUUCCUUUGGUGAGAUAUUUUGUAUAUUGCAGGGUGAUGGUAUCCCAUUGAGCAAGAUAUCCAAUUUAAAUUAUUCUUCAAUGGUCCCUAAACAUCACCAUGAUUUUCUCUAUGAAAAUAUGGUUUCUAACUUGAUAGUAGAGGGUGAAGAGGUGUGUCACCGCUGCCUUCCUGGUUCAGGUUCUAUGCGCACAGCUCAACUCAACAUCACCACAGCAGCAGUUAAUACCUUAUUGUAAACCUCAACUGGAGGAACGUAAAAACAGAUGACACCACAAAUUUCUCAAUUGGGAGAUUUUUUACAUAUUGCAAAAUACACUAUUGCAUCAACAGUAGUUCUUGAUGUAUUUAACCUCUAACCAUUCUUGUUAUGAGGGGGAAAAUUUAUCUUCAUGUAUGCGUAGCUAUAACUUCAAAAAUAAAAGUCCUUCGGCCGUGAAAUCCUUAGUACACUUAUUUUAUGAGCCUGCCUUGUAGAGCAAGUGUUACUAAUAUGAAUGCUAUGUUGGAAAAAGUUUACUGGAAAUCUACUUUUGAUGAUACUUUUCUUAUUCUUUUUAUGGACCCUUGUCUAUUAAUAGGUUCCUUGCUUUUUUCCAUUCCCAUGUAUUGAAUGAAAACCCUCGAUAUUUCCGUCAUCAUCCUUAAGAAAAUAAUUCAUAUUUUAUAAUGCUGUAUUGAAUAUAUUUAUUGUUUGUAUAUACAAAAAAUGAUACAGAACAAUGUUGAUGUAGAAUGAUAAUGAAUAAUAUUAGUGGUU
Messenger RNA from Nilaparvata lugens (brown planthopper), 3850 nucleotides. RefSeq names its product zinc finger protein 2 homolog. The record is from RefSeq and is a predicted model, not a curated record. Gene Ontology annotation, biological process: regulation of transcription by RNA polymerase II. The transcript has 5 exons. Gene Ontology annotation, cellular component: nucleus. The coding region runs from base 361 to 2121 and encodes 586 amino acids. NCBI's taxonomy places the organism in Eukaryota, Metazoa, Arthropoda, Insecta, Hemiptera, Delphacidae. Gene Ontology annotation, molecular function: RNA polymerase II cis-regulatory region sequence-specific DNA binding; DNA-binding transcription factor activity, RNA polymerase II-specific.